Culex quinquefasciatus (southern house mosquito) is the source of this 1191-nucleotide messenger RNA. Its product is annotated as GRB10-interacting GYF protein 2-like. Bases 345 to 878 code for a protein of 177 amino acids. Lineage: Eukaryota; Metazoa; Arthropoda; Insecta; Diptera; Culicidae. The record is from RefSeq and is a predicted model, not a curated record. The transcript has 2 exons.
AAGGCGAAAAGUUUUCAGCAUCUUUGUAGUGAAGCUGUUUGUUUGCGGAAAAAUCUAACUUGAAGGAGGAAUACGACUGGAACUCGUCUAGUUCGUGCGAGGACGGCCAACAUGGAAAGCUGGCGCCGAUCUCGGCCGGAUGACGAACCAAGUACGACCGACUGGCGCAGUGGUUCCGGAACUGGCGGUGGGGCAACGAACUGUCGACGAGUCUGUCCGGGUCUAGCUUGCGGGACAAGUGGUCCAGGUCAACGAGUUGGCGCGAAGAGGAGAGUGUCAUAGGCGAUGGGCCUGGAGGGCGGCCACUGCAUUCGUCGUCAGCGGGCGGUGGCUACAAUCCUCGGAUGUCGGCUCUGAGUGGCGGAGAUCUCAACACGAGUGAAGGACCGGAAGGUGGCCUACGGCGUCACUGGGACGCCGAUGAUCAACUGCCGGAGUGGGCCACGGAGAACCCGUCGGAUUACGGAGGUAGCUUCGACGCGAGUGGACCAUUCCAUGACUCGGACAACGGCAUUGACGGGCGGCUGGAGGACGAUGGCGGGAUGGAGAAUCACGUGGAUCAUCGCUAUCACCAUCAACGCAAGGAAGGUGUGUUCGGUGGCAGUUCACGAAGAAGCGCCCCAUCGUCCAAGGAAGGUAGUGCCGCGAAGGAAGACUUGCCCAACCAUGCUGCGUUGUCGGCGAAAGCCUCGGAAGAGGUGGACCCCGGCAGCAGAAAGAAGUCUGAACCGGUACGGAACGCUACGGCGGAUGAAAAGCCUCCAAAAUCCAGCGAAUCGGAAUCCCGGCGUCCGAGAUGGCGUUCCCGGCGUCCCGCAACUGCUGCAACUAUUCCCGGUCGCCGACAGGAUCCCGUGGUUUCUUCAAAAACAUCUUGAGCUGAAAAGUGGGACGAGUUGGCAAGGUUGCGAACCCGUUCCCGGUGUUGAAUGACCAGAUCCAAUGAGUGACCGAUCCGGAAGAGCGACGAGGAGUGCUUUUGUAAAAACGUGAGUAUUGGGAGGGUGGUUAUUUUUUUGCUUGGAAACUUUUACAUCGCAGCAACACUCAAUUUUCAUUGUGGAUCAUUGCGAUAUAAAUCUGAUUAGAUUUUUACUCGAUGUUGUUUUUAGGCGUAUUUCCACCGUGGAUUAUGGGGAGCUGCUCGUUAGCGCUCAAGGUCAACCUUCGAAAGCAGCAGCAGAUCCGGCA